UAUACACAUUCACACACAAAUAUCGUUUUCGCAUUUGCAUUUUCGAGCACGCUUCACACAGCUGACGUAUAUACAUAUGUACCCAAUGCAUUUAGAAGAGGAUUGAUACAUACAAUACGUUAAAACGGGACAAUAACCGUGCAAUAACGAGAAGAAAAGUUAAACUUUACGAUCGUUUGUGCAACUUAACUCGUCAGCGACGAUUAAUAAGCACCGAAUGACCUUUGGAACUAUAUCCUGCUGAGCUUGCCAUUGCCUUCUGUAAAAGAUGUCGUUGACAUUCCAGCAGAUUAUUUUGGAUGCUAAAAAAUUGGUCAUUCGAAUUUCGGAUCAUGAAAAUACUGCGGAUACCCUGAUUAGCGAAGUAGAGGCAGUAUGUGGACAAAUUGAUAACAUGAAGCAGUAUCAGGAGGAAAUAGAAAUUUUAAACACAGAAGCAAAACAGAGGCCACAUUUACAAUUAAUUGCUGGGAUCCAAAGGGAAAAUAAACAUUUACGAGAAAUACAGGCAGAAAAUAAGGAAUUGAGAAAUGCGUUAGAAGACCAUCAACAUGCACUUGAGUUGAUAAUGUCAAAAUAUCGACAACAAACUGCCUCUUUAUUACGUCUCAGCAAAACUGACUUUUCAUCACUGCAUAAUUCAAAAUACGCUGAAAUAAUAACCAGCCAAGCCGAUAAAAUUACUGAAAUGGCAGCAGUAAUGAAAACAGCUGCUGCUUUAGACGAAGAAAACGAAUUAAAGGAAAAGGAAGCAUUUCAUUCUUUGAAAGAAGAAAACGCCACACUUCGAGAAAUAGUAAAUAUUGCAAAUAAAUACGGUUCCUUAAAUAAAGAAUCUUCUGUAGAAAGCAAAACCGUUCAAACCGAUCUGCCGAUAGAUUAAAGAAAUUCGAUCUUAGAAAUUAGCUCUCAAUCUUUUUUAUAAAAAGUUGACCAGUAUUUAUUUCACACACAAAUUAUAAUUACCAUUAUAAUAAUUAUUAGAUACAAUCUGUUAUUUCAGAUAAGAAGUGUAUGUGCAAAUUGUAGUAUGUACAUACGUAUUGAACAUUUGUAAUAAAUUGUACAAGCUAUUUGCCAUUAUAUUUAAUUUAUCUUA
Linepithema humile (Argentine ant) is the source of this 1099-nucleotide messenger RNA. RefSeq names its product FGFR1 oncogene partner 2 homolog. The record is from RefSeq and is a predicted model, not a curated record. Lineage: Eukaryota; Metazoa; Arthropoda; Insecta; Hymenoptera; Formicidae.